This is a messenger RNA of Nannospalax galili (Upper Galilee mountains blind mole rat), 755 nucleotides long. It is a transcript of the gene Fxyd7, whose product is annotated as FXYD domain containing ion transport regulator 7. Gene Ontology annotation, cellular component: membrane. Gene Ontology annotation, biological process: regulation of sodium ion transmembrane transporter activity. The record is from RefSeq and is a predicted model, not a curated record. The transcript has 6 exons. NCBI's taxonomy places the organism in Eukaryota, Metazoa, Chordata, Mammalia, Rodentia, Spalacidae. The coding region runs from base 105 to 347 and encodes 80 amino acids. Gene Ontology annotation, molecular function: sodium channel regulator activity.
CAAGGCUCCCCCACCUUCCUCCCCACAUCAGUCUGUCCGGCUUCCAGCUGCUGCAGCCGCGCCUUCGCAUCCUCAGCAUUCAGCAGCCCCUGCGCCGGCUCAGCAUGGCCACCCCAACCCAGACCCCCACAAACGUUCCUGAAGAAAAGGACCCAUUUUAUUAUGACUAUGCCACCGUGCAGACCGUGGGAAUGACCCUGGCCACCAUCAUGUUCGUGGUGGGGAUCAUCAUCAUCCUUAGCAAGAAGGUGAAAUGCCGGAAGGCGGACUCCAGGUCUGAGAGCCCAACAUGCAAAUCCUGUAAGUCUGAGCUUCCCUCCUCAGCCCCUGGCGGUGGCGGCGUGUAGGACCCUGGGCAGCGACUCUCCACUGCUAUCCCUGGAGGAGCUCAGGAGCCUGAGGCCCGGGUGAAGGCGGUGGGGACCCAGCCUGGCGCCAGGGAGCGCUCCUUCAAUGAGCCGCCCCGCUCACCCCAAGGCCGGAGCCGUUGCACCCCAAGGCCGGAGCCGUUGCACCCCGCUUUCCCUCCCCAGGCCUUGGCAACGACGCUCCCCUAAAGAGUCCAUCCGCAUCCUAUUCCCAGAGACUCAGACCUCCAGCUCCUGGGAUCCGGGAGUAUAUCCCCAGCCCAGCCCCCUGGGAUCCCUGAGUCCCACCCACCUGCAUCUCCUGGUCGCCUCCUCCAGGACCCUCCCUGAUGUCCCCUCUGGGUCCACGUCCUGAGCUUAAUAAAUAUGCAUUUGGUUUUUCUCCCC